This is a messenger RNA of Cutaneotrichosporon cavernicola, 1815 nucleotides long. RefSeq lists its product as uncharacterized. The transcript is spliced from 5 exons. Gene Ontology annotation, cellular component: nucleus. Bases 1 to 1815 code for a protein of 604 amino acids. Lineage: Eukaryota; Fungi; Basidiomycota; Tremellomycetes; Trichosporonales; Trichosporonaceae. Gene Ontology annotation, biological process: protein ubiquitination; ubiquitin-dependent protein catabolic process. The record is from RefSeq and is a predicted model, not a curated record. Gene Ontology annotation, molecular function: zinc ion binding; ubiquitin protein ligase activity; nucleic acid binding.
AUGUCGACAGUCUUCUACCGCUGGGGCGCGGGCCGAGAUGAGGCGCGUAUCAAGUUCGACGGCACGCACAUCAGCGUGUUCGACUUCAAGCGCCAAAUCAUGCUUGACAACAACCUCGGUAACGGCAAGGACUUUGACCUGACCGUGUUCGAGAAUGGAGAAGAAUUGAAGGACGACGACAAGCAGAUUGCGCGUUCGUCAACCCUCGUCGUGCGCCGUAGGCCAGCGAUCAUGAAGGGACGCGGAACUGCCCAGAACUACAUCGUCGGCACGGACGCGUCCAUGUCGCUCACUGGCGAACACCGCAUCGAGGCGCACGCACGGCAAGCGAUGAAGGACCGCAUGAACCGCGGUACCAUGGGAUCCGGCGGCACGUACGGGUCGUUAAGCAAGCGCUUCGACGGCAAGGAGGAGAAGAAGGAGGAGGCGCCCAAGGUGACCACGGGUAACGCGGACGAGGACGCGCGUAUCCAGGCCAUGCUCCAGCAGCAGACGGACACGUGGGAGGAGAUGCAGGAGGACAUGAGCUCGCUUCCACGCUUCAACAGCGGUGCGAACAGGCGGCCGCUUGGGCGACCCGGCGCCGCCGGCGCCGGUGGUGGUGGUGGCGGUGGGCCGCCGAGCAAGUUCGACUACAGCGUCGCGCCGGACAAGGAACCUCCUCUUGGUUACAUCUGCUACCGCUGCGGACAGAAGGGACACUGGAUCCAGAACUGUCCGUCGAACGACGACCCAGCUGCGCAGGACCGCAAGCGCUUCGUCCGCGUCACGGGUAUCCCGCGCUCCUUUCUGAAGACGGUCGAGACGCCCACCACAGGCGAGGGCUCGUCUGGCGGUGCGAUGUUGACUGCGGACGGCGGGUUCGUGCGCGCGGUUCCCGACGCAAGGGCAUGGGAGAAGCAGGCGGCUGUCAAGACGCUCGCAAACGACGACGCCGAGGACAAGGGCGCGUUGGACCCCGAGCUCGUGUGCCCGCUGUGCAAGAAGUUGUUGAACGAAGCGGUACGGGUGCCAUGUUGCCACACGGCGUACUGCGAGGACUGCAUCACCAGCCACUUGCUGGAGCACGAUUUUGUGUGUCCGAGCUGCGAGAGCAAGAUUGCAAGCCUGGACAAGCUCGAACCAGAUGAGGAUCUACGCCAGCGCGCCGAAGCGUACCGCGAUGGCGAGAAGGGCAAGAGCGAAGAGGAGGAGAAGAACGGGGAUGACACGCCGGCUGGCGAGCCGGACGCGAAUGGCAAGAACCCGUUCAACGGCCAGAUGCCCGAUAUGAACGCCAUGACCGAGUACCUACAAGCAAUGCUCGCGACCCUGCGGAACCCGCUCGUCCCACCAGCCAUCAAGACGCAGGUGCGGCAGCUAGUCAAGAUAACCAACCACAAUCUCCUGCAGUUGCAGAUGCUCGCCGCCCAGGGAAUGCUCGGCGCAAUGGCGGGCAUGAGCGGAAUGGGCAUGGGCUUGGGUAUGCCCGUGAUGGGGAAUGCGAUGGCGAACCCGAUGGCCAUGAUGGGCAUGCAGGGCCACAUGGGCAACAUGGGCAACAUGGGCAACAUGGGCAGCAUGGGCAACAUGGGCAACAUGGGGCCAGGCAACAUGGGCAACAUGGGCAACAUGGGCAACAUGGGCAACAUGGGGCCAGGCAACAUGGGCCCGGGCAACAUGCACAUGGGUGGUGGGCGAGGGCGUGGCGGCUUCCGCGGCGGGAUGCGCGGACGGGGCUUUGGGCGAGGAGGUGGAAUGGGUCGCGUUAGCUCGGGCAAGCGACCGGCCGAGGACGCUGCUGGGGGCAUGGAGAAGAUGCAGCGCGUUGGGUGA